Pseudovirgaria hyperparasitica is the source of this 1617-nucleotide messenger RNA. RefSeq names its product Cryptochrome/photolyase FAD-binding domain-containing protein. Gene Ontology annotation, cellular component: nucleus; cytoplasm. Bases 1 to 1617 code for a protein of 538 amino acids. Gene Ontology annotation, molecular function: FAD binding; DNA binding. Gene Ontology annotation, biological process: circadian regulation of gene expression; entrainment of circadian clock by photoperiod. The record is from RefSeq and is a predicted model, not a curated record. Lineage: Eukaryota; Fungi; Ascomycota; Dothideomycetes; Acrospermales; Acrospermaceae. The transcript has a single exon.
AUGUCAAAACAUGAACGAUCAUCAUCGCAGACCGACGAACUUCGACACCCACAUACAAAGCGUGCGAAGGAGAUUGACGCACAUACGCCCUUAGACGAAUUGAAAGAAAUUCUUGAAGACGCGCACAAAGUCUCGGAGGUGAAGACAGUUCUUCAUUGGUUUCGCUCCAAAGACUUGCGUAUCAACGACAACAGAGCCUUGGACGCCGCUUCCAAGAUUGCGAAGGAGAACAAAGCUCCACUGAUUACCGCAUAUCUUUAUUCACCAAAGGAUUUGGAAUGGCAUGGAACCAGCCCUGCACGAUCAGAUUUCAUUAUUGAGUGCCUCCGGCUCAUGAGGGAACAACUGAGCGAGAAGCAUAUUCCUUUAGCCAUCAUUGAGGCACCAGAGCGCGGAGACAAAACAGAGCAAAUUGUGUCUUUCGUCAAGAACAAUGACGUGUCCCACGUAUACGCAAAUCUGGAAUAUGAAGUUGACGAGUUGCGACGCGACAAGAAAAUCACAGUUCAGCUGAAGGAUGCAGGCAUUGCCGUCGAACUCGUGCACGAUCAGACUGUACUAGAACCUGGCGUUAUACUUAACGGAAGUGGCGGUCCACACAAAGUGUUCACCCCAUAUCACAAAGCGUGGCUCUCAAAAAUUAGCAGCAGUCCGGAUCUUCUGGACCUCUAUAGCGAUCCAGAACCUAACGAGAAAUCUGUACUGAGCAAGUACAGACCGCUAUUUGACACAGCGCUUCCAUCGUUACCAGAGAACAAACAAUUUGGUUCCAAAGACGAACGCGAUCGAAUUCGUAGACUGUGGCCUGCUGGCCAUGAUGCGGGUAUGGCGCGACUCGAACAUUUCGUGACCAACAAAUUACAGACAUACGCAGAGACCCGCUCCAAUCCGGCCAAAGACUCCACGAGUCGCUUAUCGCCAUACUUCUCAUCUGGGGCAAUCAGUGUUCGCGAGGCUUUAAAUAUGGCAAGGAAGCAGAACGGGGGAAGCACGGAUUUCAGUGAGUCGAGUGGCAACCGUGGUCUUGCUGCGUGGGUCCGGGAGAUUGUGUUCCGCGAGUUCUACAGACAGGUUGUGGUUAUUACACCUCACACUGUGAUGAACCUGCCGCAAAACCUCAAGUUCAAUUUUGUGCAGUGGGAGGACGACAAAGAAGGAUGGGAGAAAUGGUGCGGAGGAAAUACAGGCGUUCCCCUGAUUGACGCUGGUAUGAGGCAUCUGAAGGAAGAAGCCUGGAUGCACAACAGGUUGCGGAUGAACACCGCUAGCUAUCUCAGGAAUAACCUGCUCAUCGAUUAUCGACGUGGAGAACGUUACUUUGCAGAGCAUUUAGUGGAUUGGGACGUCUGUAACAACACGCAGGGAUGGGAGCCAAGUUAUACUGUUUUCAAUCCUGUUAGCCAAGCAGAGCGCAACGACAAAGAUGGAGAGUACAUCCGAAGAUGGGUCAAGGAGCUGCGAGAUGUCGAAGGAAAAGCGGUGUUCGCUCCACAUGAGAGACUAAGCAAGAGUGAGUUUGAAAAGCUAGGAUAUCCGCGGCCGCACGUCGAUUUCAAUGAGACAAAAGAAAGGGCGGUAGCAAGGUAUAAGCGUGAUCUCCACCGCGCUGAUCCAUAA